Messenger RNA from Lycium ferocissimum, 567 nucleotides. RefSeq lists its product as uncharacterized. NCBI's taxonomy places the organism in Eukaryota, Viridiplantae, Streptophyta, Magnoliopsida, Solanales, Solanaceae. The record is from RefSeq and is a predicted model, not a curated record. The transcript has 2 exons. Bases 1 to 567 code for a protein of 188 amino acids.
AUGACUCCAUUUCAAGCCUUGUAUGGUUACGAGCCUCCGCAACCAACCUUCGAACUCAUUGCUCAAACCAAGGUCGAAUCAGUCAAUCAAUUACUAAAAGAGAGGAAGAUUUUAAGCAAGCAACUCAAGAAGAAUCUGAUCAAAGCUCAAUCACGCAUGAAGCAUUAUGCAGAUAGCACAAGGAGUGAACGAGAAAUCGAAAUUGGUGAUCUGAUUUUCAUCAAACUUCAACCCUAUCGACAGACCUCUGUGGCUCUACGGAAGAAUCUCAAAUUGGCGUCAAAGUUCUUUGGUCCUUACCCUGUGAUUAAGAAGAUCAGUCCGCUUAUAGGCAUAAGCCCAUCCAAACAGGCUCCUAAUGUUUUCCCGGUAAAGGAACCUCCUUUUAGCACCCCAGAUGGUCAGCUAAUAGCAGAACCCAUUGCAAUUCUCGAUCGGAGGAUGGUGAAGAAGAGAAACAUAGCUUCGACCCAAGUUCUUGUGCAAAGGGCCAAUUUGGCUCCGGAAGACGCAACCUGGGAAGAUUUCACCUUCUUCACUACGCAAUUUCCAGAGUUCCAACCUUGA